This is a messenger RNA of Scheffersomyces stipitis CBS 6054, 945 nucleotides long. RefSeq names its product putative phosphomutase (gene PMU3). Gene Ontology annotation, cellular component: cytoplasm. The record is from RefSeq and is a predicted model, not a curated record. The coding region runs from base 1 to 945 and encodes 314 amino acids. Gene Ontology annotation, molecular function: phosphatase activity. NCBI's taxonomy places the organism in Eukaryota, Fungi, Ascomycota, Pichiomycetes, Serinales, Debaryomycetaceae. The transcript has 2 exons.
AUGGCCACCAAUCCUAGUUCAUUGGAUGUGCUCGACUCGCACAUUUCUAGCGGAGAAGCUGAGGAAUACAUCAGCAAAUUGAAGCAGUUCGAAGCUACUUUAGCUACCUACUGGAAAUUCGAGGUUGUGCCAGCGAUAUUCCAGCAAUCAUUGGCGGAAACGGACGAGCUGAAGUUCAACUACUUGGACAACCAUUUCGGGAUCUUGCAGUCGUGGGAUUCUAUCGUAGAGAAACUCAACAAAUUGAAUGCUUCCGGUGGCCCAGAUGAAUCGUACAAGCUUGUGUUUUUAGCCAGACACGGCCAGGGUUUCCACAAUUUGGCCCACUCUAAGUACGGGAAUAAAGCUUGGAAUGAACACUGGUCAAAGCUCAAUGGCGAUGGCGAAAUCGUCUGGGGUCCAGAUCCUAACUUGACGGAAUUGGGAAUCUCCCAGGCCAAGGAAAACGCUGCUGUGUGGAAACAAGAGUUGGUCAACAAUUUGAUUUUACCCACUAAAUGGUUUGUGUCUCCGUUGAGCAGAUCCAUUGACACUUUAAUCAAUACCUGGAAGGAUAUCGUAGAUUUGCAAAAGGUCAAUCCACUUAUCCAGGAAAAGUUGAGAGAAACGACUGGUAUCCAUACCUGUGACAAAAGGUCACCUAGAAGAGUAAUUGCUGAAAAAUACGAGAGUAAAGGACUUAUAAUCGAGCCUGGCUUCGAAGAAGAAGACACCUACUACAAGGAUGAUUAUCGUGAAACUGUAGCUGAACAUUCACUCAGAAUCAACAAGAACCUCCAGCAGAUCUUCAGUGAAUAUCCACAGGAUUCGAUUCUCAGUUUCACCAGUCAUUCCGGUUCUAUCAGAGCACAGCUUCUUGCAUUGGGACAUCGUUCUUUUGCAGUGGGAACGGGAGGCAUGAUUCCCGUGUUCGUCAAGGCUACUAGACACCACAACAAGCUUUAG